Mytilus californianus (California mussel) is the source of this 3084-nucleotide messenger RNA. Its product is annotated as rho-related BTB domain-containing protein 2-like. The coding region runs from base 19 to 2025 and encodes 668 amino acids. Gene Ontology annotation, biological process: small GTPase-mediated signal transduction. The record is from RefSeq and is a predicted model, not a curated record. NCBI's taxonomy places the organism in Eukaryota, Metazoa, Mollusca, Bivalvia, Mytilida, Mytilidae. The transcript has 8 exons. Gene Ontology annotation, molecular function: GTPase activity; GTP binding; protein binding.
AUUUAACAAGAUAAAUAUAUGACCAAUAAAAUGGUUCAGACAGCUAAUUUACCAAAAGAUAAUUAUGAGUUUGUGAAAUGUGUGGUGGUCGGUGAUGGUGGUGUUGGUAAAACAUGUCUGACAUGUGCCUGGUCAGUUGGCACUACAUACAAGCUUGAAAGUCUGGUCAAGUCACAUGUAUCUACAGUGUUUGCUAUUGAUCAUUUCAUCAAAGACAAACAGGUAUCUGACAGAUCUUGGUGUAAUGUGGAUGGGGUACCAGUUUGUUUACAUCUCUGGGAUACAUUCGGUUACCAUGACAAAGAUAGAGGAUUUGCUUAUAAAGGGGCAGAUGUGGUUUUGCUUUGCUUCAGUGUUGUCAAACCUUCAUCAUUAGACAGUGUUAUUAGAUUUUGGGUUUCAGAGAUAAAGUCAAAAAGUAGCACAACACCUAUAGUGCUGGUUGGUACCCAGGCUGAUAUGAGAUACAAUUGUUAUGAUGAUGGCUACAAAGCUAUGGACAAAGGUCUGGUAUACAAGGAAGUAAAACCAGAAGACAUUAUUUUACCAGAAAAAGGGAGAACGGUGGCAAAGCAGAUAGGUGCACCAUACUAUGAAACAAGUAUUUUAACACAUCAUGGUGUGGAUGAUGUCUUUUUUAAUGUAAUCAGGGCAGCCAUGAUUGAAAGAAGAAAGAUCAAAUUUUGGAGUCCACAACUUCGCAGAAUAAAAUAUCCACUUAUCCAAAAGCCAAUUGAAUGGCCAAUGCGAUUGUUUCCAGAGAUAAAAGUCCCUGAGAGUACAAUAAAUGAAGAACUUGCUGAGAUUCUUACCAGACAAAAUGUUGGAGAUAUGUUGGUUAGUGUUCGGGAUGUCUGUUUUAGAGCUGAUAGGGUAAUACUGGCUUCCUCGUGUCAAAUGAUUGAAGACAUUUUAAUGGCAGAAUAUUGUAGUCAUGACAACUCUGAUGUAAAAAAUUCUGAGACAUCACAGCAUACAGCAUAUUGCCAUGACAUAAAAUUGCCAGGAUUUGAAACUAUUGAAUACAAGCAGUGUAAAGACCCAUUUAAUAGGAUGCAUGGAGAAAUGAUAACUGUAUUAACCAUGGCAAGGGAAAUAACUCCUCUUGCUUUACAAUAUGUUUUAGAGUAUUUAUAUACUGGCACAGCAAAAGAAGACUUUGACAUCUUACCAGAAGCCAAAAAAGCUGCUGAGCUUCUCCAAUUAAAGGAUUUGCUUUUACAGAUUUCUAAUCUUCAAUCAAAUGAAGGUUUCCUGAAUUCAAAGUUACAAAAACAAUUUAGGCAUGAUAGGUGUGAGGUGUUAAAGAGAUUAGCAAUUGGGAAAGGAGCAUUUACAGAUGUGAAGUUUUCAUUGGAUGAUGAUGUAGUAAGUGCCCACAAACCAUUAUUAAUGGCACGUUGUGACAUGAUGGCUGCCAUGUUUACAGCUGACUUCCUAGAGGCUUCAGCUGCUGUGAUCCCCUUACCAGGCGUGACUGUUGAUGUGUUCAAGGUUUUACAAGAGUUUCUCUACACUGGUUGUGUAACAAAUGUAAUGGAUGUGGAUUGUUUGUCAUUGAUAGAAGUGGCCAACAGGUUUUGUCUUCCAAGGUUUGUCAAGUUGAUAGAGAAUGCCAUCGUAGAACAGUUCCUGAUGUGGGAUGACAAGAAAGUCAACAUUUUAGAGGAUGUCAUCCUGUUGAUAGAACCAGCACAUUUACAUAAUGCCUACCAGCUUGCUGCAUGGUGUAUGGAAUAUGUGUGUCAGCAUUAUCCAAAUGCAUGGAAAUAUAACAAACACUACAUGCAGGCAUUAUCUAAAGACAAUCUCAAAUUUUUGGAGAUAAACAGAUGGCCUCCAGCAUGGUAUGUAAAUGAAUGUGAGGUGUAUAACAAAGCUAUCAAUGAAGAUGACAAGAAGAGACUAAUGCAGAGGCAGGCACAGUUCUCCCGGUUGCAACGUUGUACAACAGCAUGUCUUUGCUUCAGACGAAAUGCAAGAUUUUCAUUUGAAGAUGCUGAUGUUGAAGAAGGGCGGGGUUGAAUAUGAAAAAAGAUUCCCUAUUUUUUAUGAUAAAAACCAGUUGAUCAACAAUAACAGUAUUUUAUUGGUUACCAUUUGAGGUUUGCUCAUCUUUAGUUGCCAUGGUUACUGUAUCUGGUUUGUUCAGCAUAGGUUGUCAUGGACCAUAGUUUCAAUUUAAAAAUGUUCAGCUUUACUGAUAUAAGUAGUAGCUAUGGAAGAAUUUGAAUACUUAUUAAAUUCAAUGUUCCUGUGAAUUAGAUGAUUUGAUAUAAGUGAUAAUUUACUAAAAUUUUAUUAUUCAGAAAAAUGCAAAAUAUUUUCUUCAAAAUUAAUUUUAAAGGAAAUAGGAAUUAAAUAAAGAUAUAAGCUGUCAAUCUUCCUUUUAAAGCAAAUGACCACAUACUUAGUAGAUUAGAUUGAUUAAUGUGUAUUAGCUGAACAUGUUCUUGAAUGUUCUGAUAUUGGUAUAAAGGCUUAAAGAAUCAGAAGCAAUAGUAUUGCAACAUGAAGAGUAAUAUUAUGAAGAACAUGAUUGUUUAUAUAGUUUGUUUUAAGUUACAAUAAAAUGAGAUGGGACUAUUCAAUGGAUUUAGUAGAUAUCACUAUUAGAAUAUUAUAUUGUAUGAACUUGUGAGUGCAGUUAAUCUUCUAUGUUAUAAUACAUUAUGUUGAAAAGCUGGUGUUUUAUUGGUUAAUAUAAGGGGAACAUUCUUAACUGCUCUAGCACGUGACUCAGUGGUUUAAUAAUAUUUGUAACUGUAUUAACCAGUAAAAAAUGGCAAAGAAAAAAUCUGCAAUAUUAAAGCAAUAACAGAACAAUUUUUUUAAAACAUAGCUGACAAGAUGAUGGAUCAAAUUGUUACCCCUUCUCCUCAGUUGGCAAUAUUUUUCUCAGGGUAAAAAUCUGCUCUACAUAAUGGUACUAUUCACCAAUUUUAAAAUGACAAAAACUUUAUAGUCUCUAUGAGUUAAUACAGUUAACAUAACAAAUUUCUAGCAAUAUUGCACAUGAAAUAUAGUGGAAUAUUGCCACUGACUAUUUGUCAUGUUUGCUAUACAAUAUAUUAAUUUAUUAAA